UUAAACACAUUGAAGCCACAUAAAAAGUUCCAAAUUUCAAGUGAGAGGGAAUUCGGAGAUCAGAUGGAUGGAUUACAGCAAAUAGGGCUCCCGGUGCUCGGAAUCGUAGCAGCUGCUGCCGUUACUUUCUAUGUCGUCAGCUUCUCCGAGCUUCGAGAGAAAUCGUUGAACAGAGAUUGGGAUGACGAUGGAUCUGAAAACAGAGGAUUUAAAACGUCUUUGAGCUCUAGAGAAAGAAGAACCAGAAGAAAAGCACAGAAACAGAGUAAUAAACCCUAGUUGUUUUCACUGCUUUAAUUUCAAUGCUAAUUCCAAAAAGCUGCCAUUGCUACUCCCAUUGUUGUUCUGGAACGCAUUUUUAGUGUUUAUCUUGCUUCUAUAAGAUGAAUUCUGACUGAAAUUCGAAGCAAA
Molecule: messenger RNA, 411 nt
Organism: Lactuca sativa (garden lettuce)
Lineage: Eukaryota; Viridiplantae; Streptophyta; Magnoliopsida; Asterales; Asteraceae
Source: RefSeq, a predicted model, not a curated record